AUGUCAACAAACCAGGAUCGGCAGAACCAGCCUCCGGGUCGUCUCCCGCCGAGGGCGAGUGGGAACUUAUAUACCGAACCCGUCAACUCCUUCAAAGGAUAUCCCCGCCCACCUUUGGCAAGAAAGGACCAUAACAACAUCCUUCCUUCCCCAUCUUACCACUUUGAUCCUGCUCUCAACUUUACGUCUUCCACGAUCUUCACGCCUUCGAUCACAACACACAGUCAAAUCCACGAUCACAACACCAUCGCUCAAACAUACGUCGGGCCCCCCUUUGACCUGAGAUACAAGACGAUUCGCGCCUUGCCAUACGUCAACUCGAGGUCCUAUACCGUUCACUGCGGAAGUCGUCCCUUUCAAGGCACUUUCGACCAGCCUCUUUGGAAGAACAUCACCGAAGAGACGUUUCAGUCGACUUGCGACUUUCCGCUCACCCCAGCCGAUCUGCUCGCUACGCCGCAGUCUGGACAAGGUUCAGACGACCAGUACCAGCACCAGAGACAUCCUCUAUUGCCUCCGAUCUCGCUCGGACUGCAAGAUCCAGCAGGGACGCAUUCGAGGAACUCUUCCUUGACCUCGCUCUUUUCGUCGACAGACUCGGCAAGCUUGCCAGAGAUCUACGAAGCCUCUCCACUCAAAUCCGCAAGUCCGGGCGGCGAAGAGCAGUCGAGUCGAACCCCUUUGACACAUCCUUCUCAAAGGGAUACCAUCGACGCGGAUCCUACGCCAAACUCGGAUUCGAACGUCAAUCCCACGCUCGAGUCGAUCUUUGAUACGGAAGACGAUCUUCAGACGGUCUCCGAACUAGGAAGACCAUCGCAAGGACCGUCCUUUGCCUCGAGACGUCGUUUCACCCAUAUUUCCGAUCCGGGACCUUCAACGUCCUCCUCGUACAGCAUCUACCAGAUAUUGCCGCCAGUGCCCCCUCUACCCGCUUCCGUACCACCUUUAAAGGCGCAAUCACAAAACGAGAUGAGCGUGUUGGCUAUGCGAGCCGAUCCUUUGCUUUCCGACGGCGUGGUUUCCUCACCUUUUCCUCCCGCCUCAUCAGUACGUUUCGACGAUCAAACAGCACACGACUUGAACGGAUGGUUGGGAUCGACACAACCGUACGUAGGACACGAACACGAGCCGAUACUUGACGUUUCGAGGGGGAGCAUGUCGUCCUCCUCCCUGAGCUCGCUCUCAGACGAGCCGCUGGAUGACGAGCCUUUUCAAGGACAAAGGGUCGGGCAAGGGGAUCCUUUGUCUGGAUAUAACAUGCAGGGAGAGAACGCUGGAGAAGGGUCGAACGAGUUGUGGUCAUAUGACCAGGCCAUCAACGCUCUUAUCGGUUCAAGUGGAGUACUGCAGAACGAAAACAUCGACAAGGACGGUCCGACUUCUCUUUCAGAACAGUGGCAUCAACACAAACAGCGACAGCUUUCAGUUGACCAGCAUCCACUCACCAUCGACUAUUCGACACCCACCGGACCUUUGAAAGCCAAAGCCAUGUUCGCCGCUCAUACCCCUCAGAAUGAGCAACAAGGGAUGAACUAUCCUUCCCAGCCGUUGGGCGAUAUGGAAAGGCCUUUGCCUACUCCCAGCGCUGCGGUACCCAUCGGUGGUGGUGAGCAUCUUCAGAACGCUCAGAAUCAGGAUCAACAGCAGUACCUCGUGCCCGUCGUUCAGCGUGGCGAGCAUCUCUUUUACGAUCCCGAGUACCCUAUCACCUCGGCAGCGUCGUACACCUUUGGCGCCAACGCCCAACAGAACCAUCAUCAUCAUGGGGGCGGGUAUCAGAGGUCCGAUGGUCAAGGGAUGGGACGUCAGCCGAGUAUGAGCUACGGAGGUCAACAAGGCUCGAGGUCGGCACACGAAAACAUCUCGCAACAAAAUUUUGUCACGCAGAUCCCUCGAUCCUACCACGGUUACUCGUACGAUCAGCGCAAUGCCAAUGCCAACUUCAACGGUCCCAUGAGCGCCUUCCCGGGAUCGGCAGGUCAGCUUCCUUCAGCUCUGGGAUCGGCUUUCCCUCAUCUCAACGAGGCGCAAGAUGGCAACAACUUGAUCAUCCCGACGCAUCACAUUCAGCCCAGUCGAAGUCAAGAAAACCUGAACGCGAUGCGUCCGCCUGUUAGCGCCUAUCCUCAAACGCCUUCGCCGAACAAGCGAGGUGGGUCCGCAAUGUCGAGUUCGUUUGGUCACGCUCAGAUGCUGAGAUCCGCCGCUCCCGAACCAGAGGGUCCGUCGGCCUUCAUGAUGGCGUACCAAGGAGGAUGUACCCCUCAGAGCGUCGGUCAGGGUCGUCACCCUCCGUCCAGCGCGAGUCGAUUCGACGAGGUCAAGAUGGAGAUGCAUGACGGGUACGGCGAGACGCCCGAGUACGAGAUCGAGAGGAUGCGGAACAUUCGAGCCAACGAGCAGUUAAUGGAGAGUCUGGGAUUGGGUAGCAGCCCGAGCGCAUCGUCUCUUCGUGCAGUCUCCCGCUCUCCGUCCAAGAUGUUGAAGCGCAAGACAUCGAGCAUGAACGUCAAGGCUAAUCCCGGCGAAAAGAAGUCCCGAUGCAAGAACCGGGUACCAUCGAUGGGCCCAGUACGAAGCUCGACCCGUUUAGCUUCUAUGUCCCGGACCGUCUCGUACGCCAAUCUCGGUGAUCACGCCGAAAACUCAAGCGACGAGUCUUUCGACUCGAACGAGAUGGAUGAGCGGGAAGACGAGUGGGAUGGAAGCGAUAGUGAGGAAGGGCAGAGCAGGAGGAGAAAGAGGAACGGCGGAUCUCGUCGUCAAGCCUCUGGCCGAUGGCCUCAGAGUCAGACUCGGUACAACCGACACAACUACCGCAACCCGACUCUACGGGAUCUCGUUGAAGAACACCCCGACCUCCGAACAGUCUUCCCCUUGUUCUACAACAUUAUCACUGAAGACCUGAUCAUCGACAACAACGCGUUCCCUCUGAUCGGAUCGGUGCCUUCGUCAUCUACGCCGAUACAGAAAGCGGGUUACCUGCAGCAGUACUACCACAAGGGAAGACGUGCCAUCGCUCAGCUCGAUGCUUUCACCGCCCGAUGUGACAAACGGUAUGACGGACCCGGCCAAAAAUGGGCCCCGCUCACUCCUGAAAUGAAGAUUGCUAUCCGAGAUAUUCGACGGAAGGCGGUCGAGCGAUGCGAGAAUUACAAGUACACUCGACGAGAUCUGCUCAACAAAAACGUCGGCAAGGGAAAGUGGGCGCCAAUCGAGGACGGUUGGAUCAGCUGGAAUGUCUAUUCGACAUCCACCGACCCGGCCAACGACCUCGAAGGGGUACAUCUCGCGUCUCCACCGCCCGACUCGGAAUCUGGUUCCCAGCAAUCCAUGGCGUCGUCCCGCAACCGUGCGGUUUCGAGAAAACGCAGCCAGGCGUUUGGCCGCAAGGCUUCGCGCGGAGACAUGAACCGAAACGCGUCCUUGCGACUCCAUACCAACGACAUUUUCAACAACGGAUAUUCAGACGAGCGGUCCCACGCUGGGAUGGCCUUUCCUAGCGUACCAAUGAAGCAGAACGGUGACAACGUGUACACGCCCGUCACCCCGCAGCGACAAGGAUCGGCCAGGUUCAACCCGAUGUAUACGCAUACUCCCACCCAGCAGUACAACUUUUCGCCAGGGCUCCAGGAUACGCCAUUAAACGUGGUCACCCCGUCCAUCGUCCGAGCAGCGCGAUUCGCAUCGAACAACCAGAACCCGCUGGGCUCGCCGUUCGGGACUCCGGCCUCAGCAGGAGUCUACCAGAGUCAGAGCCAACAAGGCACACCGACGCAUCAUAUCCAUCAUGCUCACCCGCAACAACUGUUUGCGGGCACGCCUAUGAACGAACAAGAGCCGGCUCACUCGGUCGUCUCGCAUCCGAUGUCGAUGGACGAAGGGAUGAUGACGGGCGGGAUGGACAUGUCUUACCAGAUGAGCGAGGUCGCCAUGCAAGCAGGAGGCGAGAAUGGGAACGUUAAUGGGAACGGGAACGGAUUUAAUGAACAGUCUUUCACGAACGGCAUCUGAGGCUAGAACGAUCUAGGCGGAGUGGUGGCUCUUUACUUUUGACCGGACGACAUUGGUCGCAGGCGCCAUGUCACUGUUUUGCGCGGACGCGGCUUGGAAUUACUUUUGUCACGAUUUGCUUGUAUAUACCUCGGAAGGAAGAUCUGUUGCUUUUAUGCCCCUUUUACUCUCGUUCUGGUGGUCCUUUAUAUAGAUUGGGGUCUG
Messenger RNA from Filobasidium floriforme, 4221 nucleotides. RefSeq lists its product as uncharacterized. The coding region runs from base 1 to 4017 and encodes 1338 amino acids. The transcript is spliced from 5 exons. Lineage: Eukaryota; Fungi; Basidiomycota; Tremellomycetes; Filobasidiales; Filobasidiaceae. The record is from RefSeq and is a predicted model, not a curated record.